AUACGAAUUGUGUAAUUCUUUUUAUAUAUUUGUGGUUGGUUGUUUAGUCGAAUAUACCACCAUGAAAUCAUGCAAAGCUGAUAACUAGUUGCAUAAUAGUGAUCGGAGAUCAGAGAAAAACAUGUCUUUUCAACAUUUAUAUGCCCCGAUACAUGUCACAAAGCUAAUUAAAUCGCAUCAGAUUCGAAAUAUUAUUCUUCGGCAGCUUAAAAAAGACUUUCACCAUGUUGGGAUUCCACCAGGAUGCAGAUAUCAUUCAACUAUUUUGCGCCAACUCAUGUCCAUUCAGAGACAGUCUCCAAAAGUACUCAAGAGAUGCUUUCACAGAACCUGUUUGAAGUAUAAUCAAAACAAUAGAAAUCCAAGAACUGGGGGACCUCCUUUCGACAGAACACUCAUCCUCCUAGGGCUUACUAUGCUGAUUUACAACGUUCUUGUAGAUUUUGUGGUGCCAUUGUUUUCAAAGUACAGUGAAAUAUCUUUCCAACAGUUCAUCGAUAACUAUCUUAAAAAAGGAAAGGUCCAAGGAAUCACUGUUAUUCCAGCGGGCCCAAAAAAAGAUUACUGGAAUGUUUUCUUUAAGAUGGAUGAACAAGACCAGUUCCAGUCCAGCUCAGAGUUUUUCGUCGUUGAAAAUUUGAGCAACUUUGAGAAAAAAAUAACACAGGCACAACUAGAAAUGAAUGUAACCCCAGACCGCCAUGUGGCAAUCAUGUAUGAAAGCAAUCGAACAGGUGCAUUUACAUAUUUUCUGAUGUUCAUGCUUUUCGGAUUGAUGCUAUUGGGAGUCCGCAGUUUUUCCAGGUUCUCACGCAACAUCGACAGCAUGGUUGACAAACAGCCUGCAAAGAUGGUUACUGAAGACACUGGAGUGAAGUUCAAAGAUGUUGCGGGUUGUGAAGAAGCCAAGAUUGAGAUCAUGGAGUUUGUGAACUUUCUGAAGAACCCUCAGCAGUAUGUUGAACUUGGUGCCAAAAUCCCUAAAGGGGCCUUAUUGAACGGCCCUCCUGGCACUGGGAAAACACUUCUGGCCAAAGCAACCGCAGGAGAGGCGGGUGUACCUUUCAUAGCAGCCUCAGGGUCUGAGUUCCUGGAGAUUUUUGUGGGAGUGGGACCUGAUAGGGUGAGAAAGAUGUUCAAGACAGCUCGAGAGAACGCGCCGUGCAUAGUGUUCAUUGACGAGAUCGACGCCAUAGGCACCAAGCGUGCGGGCAGCAACUCCAUCGAUGACGAGAGGAGCAACACUCUCAAUCAGCUGCUGGUAGAGAUGGAUGGUUUUGAAAGUGAGCGUGGUGUGAUUGUUAUGGCCGCCACAAAUCGUCUGAACAUCCUUGAUAAAGCUUUGCUGCGACCUGGAAGAUUUGAUCGACAAAUAUAUGUCGGUUCACCCGAUAUAAAAGGAAGAACCUCAAUUUUCAAAGUCCACCUUAAGAAACUAAAGACAGCUUUAGACAAAGAUGAAAUUGCCAAGAAAAUGGCCACACUCACACCUGGAUUUUCAGGUGCUGAAAUCAUGAAUGUUUGUAAUGAAGCGGCCCUGAUUGCUGUUCGACACAGCAAAACAAUGGUAGAGAUGGAACACUUUGAUCAGGCCAUUGAACGAGUUGUAGCAGGCAUGGAAAAGAGGACUCGUGUGUUAAUCCCAUCUGAGAAACGAAAGAUUGCGUUUCAUGAGGCGGGGAAAACUGUGACUGCAUGGUUCUCGGAACAUGCCUCGCCAAUUCUGAAGAUCUCUCUGAUUCCCCGUGGUGACAAGCUGAGCUUUUCAAUGUCCCUGCCCAAGGAGAAAUAUUUACAGACCCAGGAACAGCUGAUUGACAUGAUGUGCUGCAGUCUUGGUGGUGUGGUGGCCGAGGAGAUGGAGUUUGGACACUUUUCAUCAAGGGCUGAGAAGGAGCUCAAACGGGUCACAGAGCUGGCUUAUGCACAGGUUACCCAGUACGGCAUGAGUCCAUUGGUUGGACACCUGUCGUUCCAAGACCAAGAGUCAGUCGUGAAACCCUAUAGCCAGGACUUUGCCGAACUUAUUGACUCAGAAGUCAAGAAAAUCAUUGACUUUGCAUAUAGUAAAACGAAAGAGUUGCUGAACAAGCAUAAAACUGAUGUGGAGAAAGUGGCCAACACGCUGCUAGAAAAGGAGAAGCUCGACAAAGUUGGGCUGGAAGAGUUAUUAGGUCCCAGACCUUUUGAAGAGCUCACAAAGUACGAAGACAUUGUGGAGGGAACAGGUUCCCAAGAAGAAAACACACAGCUGCCUAGUAGUCUAGGAGGCUGGAACAAAACCGUUGGGGCAUCUGCCGAUAACCAUUCGUGAACAUCGCGAGUGUUACACACGAGUGAAUUUAAAGGAGGCCCUAAUCAAGCAACUGUAUUAUCAUUCUGUUGGGUCCAUCGAAGUAUAUUCUUGGGGCGGUUGUGGAAAGAGAAUAGAUAUUAAAUCGCUUGCAUUGUUAUAGAUAAGGCUAAUGAUAAAGACAAAUUGAAGUAUGCAAAAAUGUGUAAUGAUAAAAUUAUUAUUCUCUGAGAGGCCAUCAAUUCCUUAUCUAUAAGAUUGUGUUGUUUACAGUCAAAUUAAUAAACUCUGUAAAUCAAUUUCAUAAUUGUAUUACUGUUAUACAUGUUUUAGUUUGCCGUCCAUGCAUUUGAGUGGCAAGAAAUAAAUAAAGGUUUAUGUGUU
This is a messenger RNA of Dreissena polymorpha, 2677 nucleotides long. RefSeq names its product AFG3-like protein 2. Gene Ontology annotation, cellular component: m-AAA complex; membrane. Bases 122 to 2314 code for a protein of 730 amino acids. Gene Ontology annotation, molecular function: ATP hydrolysis activity; ATP-dependent peptidase activity; ATP binding. Gene Ontology annotation, biological process: protein-containing complex assembly; mitochondrial protein processing. The transcript is spliced from 18 exons. The record is from RefSeq and is a predicted model, not a curated record. NCBI's taxonomy places the organism in Eukaryota, Metazoa, Mollusca, Bivalvia, Myida, Dreissenidae.